CGGGGGCAGAAGCGGAGGCGGGGGUCCAGGAUCGCGGGGCUUAGGCCGUCCCGGGCCGCUUACGCGCGGAACACGCGGUCCACCAAGCCGCUCCGCGCGGCAUUACGUCGCGCACCGUCGACCGCGACUGACGUACGCGAGAGAGGAUCGUCGACCGGCCGCUAACACCGCGACAAUCGCGAUCAUGACUCGGUCCGUUGCCGGAAGGAAAUGUCAGGAGGCGAUUAUGUAGGAAAAGUGCGACGUUUAUUCAAGUGUAACGCCGUGACGCUAUAUCGGAUUUGAAGAAUCGUCGCCUACGUCAUCCGUUAACGACUGCAACCUGUAGGAAUAGAAAUUGCGACAGAUGAUUUAGCUAGUGCCGCUGACGACAGUGUUUUUAAAGAGACAUAGAGAGCUAAAGAGAAAGAGAAAUUCUUAUGUGGCAACGAGAACGUUGGUGACUAUUUAAAGUAUUAAAUGUUAACGAAUCGAGGAUGAGGCAGUGACAAUGUAUUUCGAAUUGCCGGUCUCUCUGAUCGCGCAUCGCGCAAGAAGUGCAACGGUACAUUGCAAGGCUCAGUUGAAAACAGCUGCCGCUCUCGAUCAUGGAUCAAGACCGGAACGCAAUUCCGCCGUGUUAAGCCUGUAAUGAUGAUCUCGUGACCGAUCAUGAAAAUCGACGCAAUCGAGAAGAAGAAACGACGACCGAUCUAUUACGAAGAGCGCGAGACCCGCUGCGAAAGCUGGUAGCGUGGCACGACCAGCGGCAAAUCGCCUCCGUCUACGGAGUAAGUGAAAUCACGACGUCCCAGCCGGGGGGUGCGUGCUUAGGCGACGAGGGGCGGCUACUGGCCGAUGGGAUGCAUCUACCGGUGGGUUCCGUGGGCUGCGGGGAGAAUUACGGCACCGUUGGAUCUCACGAAGGCGCCGGCCCGUGCGGUCCCUCCCUGGCGCCGCUGCAAGGUGUAAACAGCAGGUACCACCAAGUAGACGACGCCGACGCCGGAGGUGGAGGCGGCGAAAUGAGCGAAAGUGCCGCCGUCGGCGAACUAUGGUGGACCGAAAGGCUCGUCGGCGAGGCCCAGGCUGAACAUCCUGGAGAACUGGUUAGAACAGGAUCGCCGUACUUUCUGUGCAGUCAACUACCGACGCACUGGCGAUCCAACAAAACGCUUCCGGUAGCAUUUAAAGUGGUUGCCCUCGGCGAGGUUGGCGAUGGUACUCUGGUGACAGUUCGUGCUGGAAACGACGAGAACUGUUGCGCCGAAUUGCGAAAUUCUACCGCGUUGAUGAAGAAUCAAGUUGCCAAAUUUAACGACCUCAGAUUCGUCGGCAGAAGCGGCAGGGGGAAGAGCUUCAGCAUCACCAUCACCGUGUCGACGACGCCACCCCAAGUGGCGACCUACACAAGGGCGAUUAAGGUGACCGUCGAUGGACCACGGGAGCCGCGAUCGAAAACGAGGCAGCAGCAUCAGCAAUUUCGCGCACUGGGCCUAGGACAAAGACCCUUCCUCGACGCGCCGACCUCGUUCAGGUCCCACCUGCGGGAACUCGAAUCCUUCGGGAGGAAUAAGCAUCACCAUCAUCACAGCAGCAGUCACUUACACGACCAGCAGACUGGCAACAACGUCACCACGAAUUCGGUUAGCGGUGCCUGCACCAACCCCAACAACACCGACCCGACCGCAUCGCCGGCUUCCAGUACACACCUCGGGGCUACUGGCGGCUCUUCCGUUCAUCAGGAUUGCUACAAGCGCAGUCCUCAGCACGGCGAUACGGGUAUAGGUACCUCCGACUGGACUUACCCAUCCACGGCACCGUCUUAUCCAGCUCCUCCAGUCAGCAGCAGUGGUUCAUACUCUCCUUUACCCGGCGGUGCAUUUUCAUAUCCAGGGGAAUCACUGUCGCAUCAUCCAACAACGGAGCCGGUGCCAUUACCAACCGUACUCCCUUCGGAAACUCAACAAGACACCUACACGCCGAAUUGCGUGUCCAUGUACUCAGGACACGGCACCUCGCCGACCACGUCCUUGCCCCUGGUGCCGACCAGACCCAGCGACCCUGACAUUUUUGCCGGCGGUGGCUCGGGCAGUGCGGGUAGCCCGGGUUACCAUUACAGUUCCUGGACACCUGGUCCGGCGACUCCGGUCCCAGUGGCUUCCCACAAUUACAACCCCAAUUAUCAAGGCUACUACAACAAUCCGGGUCAAAAUUACAUUACGGGUCCGACACCAAUGGUCCUCUACCCUCAGCUCUACAGCACAGUCAAUCAAAACCAAAUUCAUCUGCAUCUGCAUGGCGAUCUGAGCGAUGAACAGGUCACUAUAGCCGGUGGCAAUCUUACCAUCAGUAGCAUUCGAGAGAUCGGCGUGCUCGGCGAGGAGAGCGAGCAGAGAAACGAUGUGUGGAGACCAUAUUAAAAAGAAGAGGUUUGUGUUAAUAUAAUUGAAAUUGUCAAAGUGGCAUAUCAUGUGCGAAUUACAAUGCGUGAAUUUCCGAGUGUGGCAAUGCAAUUCCUAAUUAGUGCUCUAAUUAGUGCGACAUAUAAUAAAGACGGCAAAAGCUGUAGCAAGUACUUUCCGGAAGAAAGAUGUGCACAAGACAAUUCCUGUAUGAAUAACAAUAUAUCCUCGGGUCAUCCGCAGUUACAUAAAUUAUUGCGUCUUUAAGAACCCAGUUGGUGAAUGAUAUCCAGCGUUUCGUAGUGAUCGCGUGAUGUAUGAAAGUGAAAAUUAUUGACUCAUUCACAUUGAAUGAAUGAACGUUUUGAUGAAGUGGAACGAAAAAGACUUUUACUAAAAAGACUUUCUCAAUUUAUGAAAAAUCAACCAGUACUGGAAGAUUUCAUUACACAAAUCUAAUAAUGAGACUAAUCAAUGAGUGAAGAAUCGUCAUUGUGCGCACAACAGUGAAGAUACUUCAUAGUGAUCGCGUAUACGACAUUAUUGAUUAUUUAUGCUGAAUAUGAAACAACCUUUUCAUUAAAAAGAAAACUUCUUAAAAGAUUAACGAGUGUCUACAAUCUCGUUAAAUUGAUAAAACUAAUCAAUGACUGGAGAAUUGUUAUGUGCGUACAAGGCGGAGUCUUCAUCUUCAUUCGAUUGUUUCUUCGAACUAGUUGAGAAUCGAUCCUAUAAGCGCUACAAUAUUCCUAGAAUAUUAUACGAAUAUUAUUAAAAAUUAAAAUAAUAUUAAAAUAAUAUUCCGAGAAUAUUAUUCAAUAUUUUUGAUAUUAUUUUAAUAUUUUGGGUAU
Messenger RNA from Solenopsis invicta (red fire ant), 3235 nucleotides. Its product is annotated as protein lozenge. NCBI's taxonomy places the organism in Eukaryota, Metazoa, Arthropoda, Insecta, Hymenoptera, Formicidae. The coding region runs from base 843 to 2402 and encodes 519 amino acids. Gene Ontology annotation, biological process: regulation of DNA-templated transcription. Gene Ontology annotation, cellular component: nucleus. The record is from RefSeq and is a predicted model, not a curated record. Gene Ontology annotation, molecular function: ATP binding; DNA-binding transcription factor activity, RNA polymerase II-specific; RNA polymerase II cis-regulatory region sequence-specific DNA binding. The transcript is spliced from 6 exons.